AUGGGCAAGUGGCGUUAUGGCAUCGUCCUGGACGCUGGCUCGUCUGGGACCCGUGUACACGUUUAUCGGUGGUUGCGCAAUGCGGCCGCGCGCAAAGGUGCCGAUGCGGAUGAACUGAAAUCACUACCGGAGAUCAAAACCAAGGAGGACUGGGUUAAGAAGAUUCAUCCUGGCGUCUCUUCGUUUGCCGGUCAGCCUGAAGCUAUUGGACCCGACCACCUAGCAGAGCUCUUGGAACACGCGAAAAAGAUCAUCCCGAAAGAAGAUGCGAAGGAUACCCCAAUAUUCCUACUGGCGACAGCGGGCAUGCGGCUGCUUGGGAAUUUGGAACGCCAGCUCUUGCUCGAUCAAAUUUGCUCAUACGCUCGAGUAAACACUGAUUUCCUGCUACCCGACUGCGAAGCGCAUAUCCAAGUGAUUCCGGGAAAGACCGAGGGACUCUAUGGAUGGAUCGCGACAAAUUAUCUCAUGGGUACCUUUGACGCACCCGAGAAGCACGACCAUGGGAAGGGCCAUCACACCUAUGGCUUUCUGGAUAUGGGAGGUGCUUCUGCUCAGAUCGCAUUUGCUCCUAAUGCGACGGAAACUAAGAAGCACGGGGAAGAUCUCACCCUCUUGCGGCUGCGGAACAUCGAUAGCUCCGUGCAGGAACACCGAGUUUUUGUCACCUCGUGGCUGGAAUUUGGUGUAAAUGAAGCCCGGCGACGGUUUGUGGAAGCUCUACAAGAGCAAAUGAGCACAGGCACCGAAGUGCAAGAGUUGCCGGAUCCUUGCUUGCCUAGUGGGUUGAGGACUACCUUGGAUGGGAAGAGUGUCCCAGCAGAGUCUACGGGAGUUUCAUUGCUUGGUACCGGUCAAUUUGACGAAUGUCUUCGCAAAACCUUCCCUUUGCUAGACAAGGAUGCGCCAUGCUCCGACCAUCCGUGUCUGCUUCAUGGCACUCACGUUCCAGCUAUCGAUUUUGAUGUCAACCACUUCAUUGGCAUCAGCGAAUAUUGGCAUACUACGCACGAAAUUUUUGAAAUGGGGUACAAGGAUAAAGCAUACGACUUUAAUACCUAUCAGGAGCGUGUUAAAACGUUUUGCUCUCAGGACUGGGACGCCAUCGAGCAUGGUAUCGAAGAUCAUAAAUGGGGCAAGAAGGUCGACCGUCAAAAAUCCUACGAGGUUUGCUUCAAAGCAUCAUGGAUCAUCAAUAUGCUCCAUGAUGGCAUUGGAGUGCCUCGGGUUGGCCUAGAGGAUACGUCGGGCUCUUUUCACAAUGGCACGAAAGAAGUCUUGACGCAUGGCGAGCAGAAGGGCUAUCUCGAUGCCUUCCAGGCUGUCAACAAGAUCGAUUCCACAGAAGUGAGCUGGACUCUGGGGAAAAUCGUCCUGUAUGCCUCAUCUCAGGUACCAACCGAAGAGGACGACGAAGCACUGCCCGUCGGCUUUGGCAGCAAUGUCCCGGGGGUCCCUACCGACUUCCAAUACCCCAGCGUGGCACUGCUUCCUGACUCGGAUGGGUUCCACAGCGAGCACUGGCACGAUGCACUUUUCAAUGGAGACUCGCCUCGCCGGAUUCCUGGAUUCCUCCUGUUUCUAUUUAUCAUCGUGCUAGCCAGCUUUUUCCUCUGCGGACGGAGCCGUCGCUUGCCGCAAGCCUUUCGGUGGCAUGUUGCCUUUCUUGAACCGCAGCGCCCCUCUUACGAGCGCGUUUUGGAAGAUGGAGCUCAGGAAUUCGAUCUUGGCGCGAACGAUUCCGAUAGCAGCGAUUUGGAUGGUGGUCGUACCUCCGAUGCCGGGUCGGGUACUUUGCGGCCUCCGAAACGGGCCUCAAGCUGGGGCAGUGGCAGUAACACUCCCAGCCUCAAAUACACACUUGAUAAUAGCUCUUCUGGGACGAUUGGUCUAGGGAUCAGUGGUGGUUCGGGUGUCGCCAUGGACCGUGCAGGCCUGGUAGUGAGGACAGAAAGUCGAGACCACUUGGCUCCUAUCGCACUGGGACCGACUACGAAUGGACGUCGCUCUAGAGCUGGCAGUCCCACGCGAUCUCAUCACCAGAAAUCGCCGAACAUGAGCCCCCUCGCCGACGACUGA
Molecule: messenger RNA, 2079 nt
Organism: Penicillium argentinense
Lineage: Eukaryota; Fungi; Ascomycota; Eurotiomycetes; Eurotiales; Aspergillaceae
Product: putative nucleoside diphosphatase (Ynd1)
Exons: 5
Coding region: 1-2079 (692 amino acids)
Biological process (GO): nucleoside diphosphate catabolic process
Cellular component (GO): membrane
Molecular function (GO): nucleoside diphosphate phosphatase activity
Source: RefSeq, a predicted model, not a curated record